Cryptomeria japonica (Japanese cedar) is the source of this 2517-nucleotide messenger RNA. RefSeq names its product amidophosphoribosyltransferase, chloroplastic. Gene Ontology annotation, molecular function: amidophosphoribosyltransferase activity. Gene Ontology annotation, cellular component: cytoplasm. The transcript has a single exon. NCBI's taxonomy places the organism in Eukaryota, Viridiplantae, Streptophyta, Pinopsida, Cupressales, Cupressaceae. The coding region runs from base 528 to 2300 and encodes 590 amino acids. Gene Ontology annotation, biological process: purine nucleobase biosynthetic process; purine nucleotide biosynthetic process. The record is from RefSeq and is a predicted model, not a curated record.
AAACCCUAAGAAAAUGACUGGAGGAAUCUUCCUUCACUGGUCAGGGGCCCCUCACAGGGACCAGGGCGAAUGAUAACCAAGAUUAGAGUAUCCAGAUUCGAUGUAACCAGAACAUUCAACGGUAUUCAAGAAAAUUCUCGUUUUGGAGAGAUAAAGAUUCCGCACAGCUGUGGCCAUUGUUCUUGCAAGUAGGCGGAUUCCCCUUACUUGGCUACAGUUUUUCAGGUAAUCCGAUUUUAAGUAUUUACGGGAAUUACGGGAAAGAUUGGUCUACGGCAGUCUUCUUAUUGCUGGUCCGCUUUUGUGGACUACAGGGCAUAUUCAUUACCUAUAAGCAUAUUCAUUACCUAUAAAUACAUCUCGCCAUUUGUGCUCUGCUUAGUGUACUAGUCUUCUCGGGGUUAAGGGCAUAUUUAUUAGUUGCUUGAGCUUUGAAAAAAUCGUUUUGUAGGGUAGGUUAUUACCAGAGAGCAAUCCGGUACCUGUAUUUACAGUAAUUUGGGAUUGAGUAUUUGUCAUUAGUAAAAAUGGAGGCCGCCGCCGCCUUGCAGGCCGGAGGGCUGCCUGUAUUGCCAGCCGGAAGGAGUUCGAUGAAGAGUCAUUCUGUUAGUCUCAGCAAAGCAGAGAUCGUCUGCAAUUUAUGGGGCAAGAAAAAUCGCCGCUAUUCGGCUAUUAUAGCCGGAGCGGGAGCAAGCUGUGGCGGCCCUGUUGUGCCGGAAAUUUUGGACAGCGCAAGACUUGCAGAAGACUCUCGAAACCCUAUGGCCAUUGCUGUAGAGAUGCGGCGGCAGCGAGAAGAAGAAGAAGAAGAAGAUGAAGAUGUCCUAAGAGAAGAAUGCGGCGUGGUAGGGAUUUUCGGGGACGAGGAGGCGAGCCGCCUGAGCUACCUUGCAUUGCAUGCGCUGCAGCACAGAGGGCAAGAAGGAGCAGGGAUUGUGGCUGCUCACAAGGGAACACUGAAAGGGGAAACUGGAAUAGGGCUCGUUUCUGAGGUUUUCAAUGAAACCAAGCUGAGCCAGUUACCAGGGAACUCAGCAAUCGGUCAUGUGAGGUACGCGACCGCGGGGCCUUCGGAGGCCCGGAAUGUGCAGCCGUUUGUAGCGGGCUACCGAUUUGGCUCUGUAGCGGUGGCGCAUAAUGGAAAUCUGGUGAACUACAAGCUCCUGCGGGCGGCGCUGGAAGAUAAGGGAUCCAUUUUCAACACUUCUUCGGAUACAGAAGUGGUGCUGCACCUCAUAGCCACUUCCAAAGCGAGGCCUUUCAUCUCCAGACUGGUGGAUGCAUGCGAGAAGCUGGAGGGGGCUUAUUCGCUGGUGUUUCUCACGGAGGACAAACUCGUGGCGGUUCGUGACCCCCAUGGGUUUCGACCCCUGGUCAUGGGGCGGCGCAGCAAUGGAGCCGUUGUUUUUGCCUCUGAGACCUGCGCUCUGGACCUGAUUGAGGCUACCUAUGAAAGGGAGGUAAAUCCAGGGGAGAUAAUUGUUGUUGAUGCAGAUGGAAUCAGCAGUCUCUGUCUGUUGCCGCACAAGCAGCAGAAAGCCUGCAUUUUUGAACAUAUUUAUUUCUCUCUGCCCAGCUCGAUUGUCUUUGGGCGCUCUGUAUACGAAUCCCGCUACAAAUUCGGACAGAUUCUGGCCGAGGAAGCCCCCGCAGACUGCGAUGUGGUGAUCGCCGUGCCGGAUUCGGGUGUGGUUGCCGCCCUCGGCUAUGCCGCCCAGGCCAGGCGGCCAUUCCAACAGGGGCUCAUCAGAUCGCACUAUGUUGGCAGGACUUUCAUCGAACCCUCGCAGAAGAUCCGGGAUUUCGGCGUAAAGCUCAAGCUUGCGCCAGUCAGGGGCGUGCUGGAGGGCAAGAGAGUGGUGGUGGUGGAUGACUCCAUUGUUAGAGGCACAACCUCGUCGAAGAUCGUGAGGUUAAUUAAGGAUGCAGGGGCAACGGAAGUGCAUUUGCGGAUUGCCAGCCCACCCAUCAUCGGGUCUUGCUAUUAUGGGGUGGAUACUCCGAGCAAAGAGGAGCUGAUAUCGCACAGGCUGAGCACAGAACAGACCCGAAAGUUUAUUGGAGCUGAUUCUCUGGCCUUUCUGCCAUUGACGAGGCUCAGAGGAAUGCUGGGCGAGGAUGCACCGUCAUUUUGCGAUGCCUGCUUUUCGGGCGUGUACGCCGUUCCACCCAGGGACCUGCUGGCGGAACAGGGCAACCCACAUCCCGAAACCAUCGAUUUUCCCAAGAAUUUGAACGGAAUCCCCGUGUUGACGCCUCCUGAUUUCUCUCUGAGACGACAGCCUGCACAUCUUUCUUGAAAAGUUUUUCUUCCUUCCUCAUCUCUUAUCCUUGUAUAAAUUAAUAUAAUAUAUUUUUUUAAUUGCACCUUUAGAAUACCUUUAGGGUAUUGAGCUUUCGAUGUCUCUAGGGGUAUUGAGCCUUGGCAGAGGCUUUUCUAUCACAUAUUCUUCAUCAAUUGUGAUCAAUGAAUUGAGCUAUAACCCUUUGCAAUUUAAUAUAAUUUACCUUUGAUCA